This is a messenger RNA of Calypte anna (Anna's hummingbird), 6706 nucleotides long. RefSeq names its product phosphatidylinositol-binding clathrin assembly protein. NCBI's taxonomy places the organism in Eukaryota, Metazoa, Chordata, Aves, Apodiformes, Trochilidae. The record is from RefSeq and is a predicted model, not a curated record. The transcript is spliced from 21 exons. Bases 391 to 2418 code for a protein of 675 amino acids. Gene Ontology annotation, biological process: clathrin-dependent endocytosis; synaptic vesicle budding from presynaptic endocytic zone membrane; clathrin coat assembly. Gene Ontology annotation, molecular function: SNARE binding; phosphatidylinositol-4,5-bisphosphate binding; 1-phosphatidylinositol binding. Gene Ontology annotation, cellular component: synaptic vesicle; extrinsic component of presynaptic endocytic zone membrane; clathrin-coated vesicle.
AAGGGAAAGCGGCCGCGCAGCCCGCGGGAGGGAGGGAGGGCACGGCGGAGCGGGACUCGGGGUGCGGCAGGAGCAGCCGCCGAGGAGGGAGGUGGGGUCGAAGGGUCGCUGCUGCUGCUGCUGCUGCUGCUGCUGCCGCCGCCGCUGCUGCACCGCAGAGACGCGCGGGGCCUCCGGGAAGAACGGCUGUGCCGGCGGCUGUCGUGAGGAGCCGGUGAGGCGGAGCCCGGCGAGGAGUCUCCGGUCGUUCUCGCCUCCUCGGAGGAAGCUGCCGGCACCCUUCUCUCUUACCCACACCCCCCCCUCUCCCGGCCGCGGGAGAGCCGCUGCCCCGGCCUUGCUGCCCGUCGCGGCGGGUCCGCGGGGGGAGCCUCCGCCAGGGCCGCGGCGAUGAUGUCGGGACAGUCGAUCACCGACCGCAUCACGGCGGCGCAGCACAGUGUCACCGGCUCGGCCGUCGCCAAAGCCGUCUGCAAGGCCACGACCCACGAGGUGAUGGGCCCCAAGAAGAAGCACCUGGAUUAUCUAAUACAGUGCACAAAUGAAAUGAAUGUGAAUAUUCCACAGUUGGCAGACACACUCUUUGAGAGAACUGCAAACAGUAGCUGGGUUGUAGUGUUCAAAGCUCUAAUUACAACACACCACCUCAUGAUGUAUGGAAACGAGCGCUUUAUCCAGUAUCUUGCAUCCCGAAACACAUUGUUCAAUUUAAAUAACUACCUGGACAAAAGUGCCAUGCAGGGCUAUGAUAUGUCUACCUUCAUCAGGAGAUACAGCAGAUACUUGAAUGAAAAAGCACUUUCAUAUAGACUUGUAGCAGUUGACUUCACCAAAAUGAAAAGAGGGACAGAUGGAGUGAUGAGAACCAUGAAUGCUGAAAAGCUGCUGAAAACCCUUCCAAUCAUACAGAACCAGCUUGAUGCACUCCUUGAUUUUGAUGCAAAUCCAAAUGAACUAACAAAUGGUGUUAUAAAUGCUGCCUUUAUGCUCCUCUUUAAAGAUUCCAUUAGACUUUUUGCAGCAUACAAUGAGGGGAUUAUAAAUCUUUUAGAAAGAUAUUUUGAUAUGAAGAAGAACCAGUGCAAAGAAGGCUUGGAUAUAUACAAAAAAUUUCUAGCCAGAAUGACCAAAUUGUCAGAAUUCCUCAAAGUAGCAGAGCAAGUUGGAAUUGAUCAGGGUGACAUUCCAGAUCUUACUCAGGCACCCAGCAGCUUACUUGAAGCACUGGAACAGCAUUUGGCUUCCGUGGAGGGAAAGAAAACAAAAGAAGUGUCAGCUGCCAGCAGAGCUCGUGCCCUAUCCAGUGCUGUUUCCACCCUUGCCAAUACUGGAAUGUCAUUUAGCAGGAUGGAUGAGAAGGAAAAGCAGCAGGCACUGGAGGAGGAGCAAGCUAGGCUGCAGGCACUUAAGGAGCAGCGAUUAAGAGAGAUUUCUGUAGUAUCAAAUUCCACUUCCACAUCAGCAUCCCCAAGCACCUUAUCAGGAAAAAGUGUCAACACCACUGUAGCUGUUGACCUCUUUGCAGUACCAGCACCCACAACAAAUAGCAUGCCCAACCUUUCUAGUGAUCUUUUUGAUCUCCAGCCUGCAUUUGUUCCAACUGUGCAGAGUACUCCAGCUAUAUCAACAUCAGCAAGCAAUGCCUGGGGAGGUCCUUUCUCGUCCUCAAAUGGUUGUGUUGGUUCUCCACCUCAUCUGGACAUCUUUGACAUGAAGCCAGUUGAAGAAGCUGUAAAAUCUACCACCCCUUUCAUCAAUUCUGCUUUUUCCUCCAAACAAACAGUGGAACUGUUUAGUGAUGACUUUAGUGGUCAUAAACCUACAUAUGCUUCUGUGUAUCAUCCUCUGACUGUUGAUGGUUUUCCUCUUCAGUCAGCUCCUCCCAGUACCACCUCUGCAACAAUUAAUGUGGACUUUGAUGCUGUUUUUGGAGGAAAAUCUACAGCACCAGAGUACAAGACUACAACUGAUGAUGUAUUGCAGCCCACAGUGCCACCACAAAGUCAAAGAGCCACUUUAGCCAACCAGCAAAGUGGAAAAAUUUUGGCAAAUGACCUUGAUUCUUCCCUUGCUAAUCUAGUGGGAAAUCUUGGCUUUGGAGGAACUCCAUCCAAAAAAUCUGAUAUGCAGUGGACUCAGCCUACAGAGAAAAAACUUACAGGUGGAACAAACUGGCAAGCAAAAACAAGCACCUCGACCACAUGGAACCCUACUCCCUUACCCACUAUUCCACACAUGGUACCUGCUCCUAUCACCUACCCAGUGACCCCACCUCAAGUGCCUGUAUAUGGAAUGGUACCUCCUCAGAUUGGAGCUGCUCCUUUGAUGGCACCCCAGUCAAUGAUGUACACUCAGCCUGGUCUAAGGCCAACAAAUCCUUUUGCACCUGUUUCUGAAACUCAGAUACAGUUUAUGUAGAGCCACCAAAGCAGCAAGAUGUGAGAAACAACCAAAUACUGGUAAAAAAAGACUGAAUUUCACUUUUCCCAUGAUGUACUCCUGAACAGGGCAACUGUUUCUUCCCUGUAUAAUAUGAUGUAAUUUUGAAUUGUGAUGCUUUAGAGAUUCUUGUUUAUAACAGUCACUGCAGUGGAAGGCAGGUUUGCUCCCUGAUUUGUGAACAGCUCAGCAGAAAACUGUUUUUUUGAGGCUGACUCAGAAGGUUCAAGCUGGUUUAUCAUCUUCAGAGCUGAGAAGAGGGGUUACAUGAUUGCUCUGCAACCUUAUUCAUCAGUAGAUUACCUUAGGAAGUUAACUGAGGAUGUCCAAGCUAUUUAUUUUCUCCAUAAAUUCUGUGGCUGUUGUAACCAAGACACGACACAAACGAAGUUGAGCAAUAAAAUUGUCACGUGCUCUAAUAAAUACUCUGAUAGAGCAAUGCUUGCAUUAUCAUAAGGCCAAUGUUGUGUGAAAUCAGACAGCUUUUUCACAUCAGCUUAUAGUAAUUUGCAACCUUUAUAAUGUGAGUUUGAAAUGCUGUGAAUCAACGAGAUAUAUACAUAUUACAUAUACAUAGAGUAAAAAUAAAAAUUGCUCCAUUGGUAUGUCAGUGUUACAUGGCUAGUGGACAGAACCAGGCUCUGAUAUGGGCUGGAAAGUCUGUGAUGGAGUAGGGGAAACAAGUGUGUUCCUACCAGCACGUGCAGCCUCCAAGAGGUGACAGUGGCUGCACCGUAUCAAGCAUCUUCUCUGCAGGCAGCAUUUGCCAUAGCUCAAGGUUUGGGAGCCAGUGAGUGCAGGUACCUCCAACAGCAGCAAAUGGGAGCAGUUUGAGAAAUCAUGUUGCUGCCUGCAAAAAAAAAAAAGGCAAGAGAUCUGAUUUUUAAUUUUUUUUUUUUUUCUUAAAAAAAAGUCUAUUAGGUCACAAGAAGCAAAUGUUGCAGUAGUGCUGACACUUGUGGACUGGCAACAGUACUGAAGUUAUCCAGCUGCAGAGAAUUGCUUGUGCUGCUUUUCUGAAGUAAGAACCUAGUUGCAAAUCAUGUAAAAGUAAUUAUUUUUAAAUGUGUAAAUAUGUGCAAACUUUUAGAUAGUCUUUUCUUUAAUGCUGCAGUAAUCUUUUUCAUCUGUAGUAAUUUCGAGGCAAAAAUGCCACGUUAAGAAAUCCCAACUCCUUUUGAGUGGAAAAUCUUUUAAAUCAAGUAAUUUAUGAUGUUACUCAUGAGAGGUCAGAUGUGUACAGGCUUCUGGCACAUCUUUUGUAUUGAACAAUCUUCCUUCAGUACUGCAGUUGGCUAUGAAAAUGCCUUAUCUUGUAUUUUUCAAUGUCUGAUAAAAAGUGAUAGCAUUAAAAAAAAAAAGUAGUUAAUAGGUAAAUGAAAUUGGGAGCAAGUUUUGUCGCAAAAUACAAUUAAAAGCUCUCCUGUAAAAUGACUUCUGCUGAUGAUUAAUAUUAAAGCUGGGUUUUCAAAAAAUGAAUAGUUUUCUAUUGAUAAACAGCCCUUCAGAGUAGCAUGUCUGAUAUCCUUUGGGGAGUCUGUAAUUGCAGAAAUGUCUCUGAUUCUCACUAUAAAUGCAGAUAGGCCUCAGAGUCUUGUCAAACUGCCCUGCAGAGAACUUCUAAAGUACAGCACUUUCCUGACAGUGGGAACAAGCUUUUCUUUUUCUAAAUGCUCAAUUCUGCCCAAGCACACUGCAACAGUAAUAUUUCUUAACUCUGUGGAAAUAUUUUUGUCAAGUGAAACAACUCAAAAGAAACUAAAUAAAAAGCAUUCUCCAUCUCUUGGAAUCUGUAACCACUAACUUCUGGGAAACUGCAGGAAUUGCAAACUCAGUUUUUCAGUGUGCUGGUUUGAAAAGAAUUUGGAUUGGUCUGUAGCAAUUUACAGUUCAAGUUUGAUUUACAAAGGGCUGCAAGCUUUAAUCCACCUUCACUGGGCUGAACAAUUGUACAGUUUUAAGCCAAUGAGUUCUUCAGUGCCUAUGGUUACCCUCUGCAUGAUGAGGGAGUAGAUGCCAUUGUGUUGAAGGGACUGUUUGUGUAAGAAAUUGGGAAUUCCAUUGCUUCAUUCAGCACUGAAAAGUCUGGAGUUCAAAUUAGAGCAGAACUUGUAGUAAUAAAUGUCAGGGCAUUAAAGGCAGAGCUGAGCAGGCCACAAGCUGGCAGUUUCCAGCACUGGGAGCUGUUAGGUCUCUUGUGCUGAGUUGGGUAAGUAAUAAUUUAAUAAAAUAUGCAAAUAAAUGCCUGGCAAACAGUAUGUAUUGGUUAACUUUAUCGAGGAGCAUUCUGAGUAUCUGGACUGUGUGUCACUGAGAAAUGGGUUUAGUGCUAGGUACAGGCUGCACUGCUUCUGAUUUGCUCUGGAGUUUUUAAUGGUUCUUUUGUAGGCUCCUUGUAGCAAAGCUGUCUGAUGCCAGUUUGGUUAGUAUUAAAAAAGGAGAAACAGCCACAAAGUAUACCCUGAAAACUUUGUAAGAUACCUUCUUUCUAGUCUCGUUCAGACUGUUUGAUAAAAACAUAGCUUUCAGACUUAUCCUUAGGAAGACAAGAUUGCUUCCCAACCUUCUCUCUGCACAAAAGCAGGACUGCUUUUUGCCAACGUGUUCCUUGGGUGCAUAUUGGGACACAUAAAGGGCAGAGCACAGUGGUUUAAAUAACAGUUCAUGACAGAGGAUGCUGUCAGGGCUUUGCUGGCUCAGAACUUCGUCUCCAAGAAGACACUUGGAAGACAGAGGUUGUUCUUGAGGGUAACUAACAGCCCACAAGAGUUGUGAAUAAUAGUUGUGAAAACACUGAAGAGAUGUAUAUAAAUGUGACCUUCCCUUUGGUUUCCUUCCAACUCGUUUGGUCAGAAUCCUGUUCUGAAUACUUCAGAGGGCAGAUAACUAAGAUGUCACUCCAUGUUUGCUGUCUGAACAAGGGGGAAGGCUCCAGGUACACUGUGCAGAGCCUUGCAUGGCUGUACUGAGUGGGUCAUUCCUGCCUGACUGUUGGGACUUCAUGCUGCUUCUGUGGGGUCACACCCAUAGGGUAACUGUGAGGGGAAUUUGGAAAGGUUGAUUGUGUUAGGUCUGAUGGACUUGAAAGUGUACCUCUUCUUCAGUAACUGGGGUUUUCUAAGGUUCUCUAGACUCCAAGAAGUUAUUGAAUUAUUUUGGUUUGGACACGUACUAGAGAAAUCUCAGUUCUGUGCACAUAGUGGUGGAAUCCUUGUAGGUAAAAAUUACAAAUGGACUUUUGUUUAAAAACAAACCUACACACACAAAAAAACCACCAAAAAACCCCCCUUCUGACUACAAGACUGAAUACAGGGUGUAUCCCCAUCUGGGUGUUUUGCUGUGUGGCAGGGAAGGUGGGGGUACAAUUAGAGUAGUGUUGCACUGUGGAUCGGUGCUGAAUUUGUACAUAUAAAAAAAAACAACACUUUUUUUUUUGGGGUAGUUUGUAUUGUAAGGCCAACAUCUAAAGGCACUGUAUCAGUCAUUUAUUUCCAUUUAAAAGAUUAUUAUAUUUUUGAGCGAUGGAAACUGUACAUGUUAUCAUUUAUACAUUACUGGUAGCUAGGAAUUUAGAAAACCUGUUGCUAUUACUCUGAAGAUGUAUUUGACUUCCUGAUAAUCACUGCAUCAUGGCUCAGAUUCUCAUCAUUUAUUUAAGGAGAUUUAGUAACUGGGACAGUUACAGCAGGAAUUGUAACAUCAAGUCUUUCAGUAUAUCUCAAAUGCCUAUCCUUGUGAUUAAGUUUAAAUCCUUUACCAAAUAUUUGGGCUGGAAUUUCAGUGUUGGAGCAAUGACAAAAUAGGUGCUGGAACAGAUUUCCCUCACCCCAAUCCACACUUUUAUUUAUUUAAUAGGUCUUGUUUUGUAUGUUAUGUUUUUCCCCAUAACAGGUUUGUGCCUUUUAUUGGAUAUUUAUUUAAAAGGAGCUACUAUAAUUUAGGUUGUUCAGGCUUUUUUUCAGAUGUGUUCUUGUACAGCUGUUCCUUUACACGAGUUCCUUCAUUUUAUAAGAAUACAGAAUGUGUGGGAAACACACUAGCCACAAACUGGAAAAAAAAACUUUUGAGGGUUUAUCUUCUAUGAAUUCAUAAUUUUUUAAAACGAAGCCUAAGCACAAGACUGGCUGUGUUGAUAUUUUAAUUGUGGAACUUCACAAUUUGUUAAUACACAAGCUGUUUGGUUUUUUUAAAAACUGCUCAUGUCCAGUUAUUUGAUGAAACAAGUUUUGGAAAAAAAAAAAAAACCAAAAAAUAAACUUCGGCACAU